UUUAUGUGUCUCUGUUGAUAAUUUCUGGUAAUGAUUGAUCAGAUAAGACACUAUUUAAGGCUGGGAUUGACAGAGGAGCUCCAUAGAAGAACUGCAUAGACUUUGAGAAUGAAGAUGAGGAUGUGUUUCCUGCUAUUGCUGCUGAUCUGCUCUCUGUCCACGGCUCAGCUUCAAACGGACUCUGACAAUGAAGUUAUUCCUCUUGGAAAACAAGCUGAGCCCCAGAGAAGUGAACAACAAAAUGCUUUGGACCGCCAACAGACCUUCACCCAGGACCUCCAUGCUGUGCUGAGAGAGAUUAGCGCAUCUCUGGCUGAACAGAAGGUGGAGACGAGGCACUUACAGAGAGAGAGUGAAGCACAGGCAGCUAAACUGAGGGAACUGGAGUUACAGAAGACUGAACUGGACAAACAGAAGACUGAGCUGGAUAAGCUACAGCAACAACUUCAAGCACAAGCAGCAGAGCUGAUCACCAUGAAGGCCAGGUCAAAUGUCACAGAAAACCAUGUGGAGGCUCUGAGGAGAGAUGGUGAAGUCAAACAGGUGGCUUUCUCAGCUUCUCUGUUGGCUUCAGGCGGAGGGCAUGUCGGACCAUUUAACAGACACGCUCCUUUGAUGUUCAGACACGUGGUCACAAACAUUGGAAAUGCUUACAGCCCAAACACAGGUUUCUUCAUUGCACCAGUGAGAGGAGCAUACCACUUUGAGUUCUACAUAGGUGCACACGGACAUCCUUCAAUUGCUUCAGGUGCUGUGUUGGUGAAGAACGGAGGACAUAUUUUUAUUGCAUGGGAGCAACAGACUUCUGGGUAUGGGAGCUCUGCUAACGGUGUAACUCUGCUUCUAGAGGUUGGAGAUGUUGUGUUUCUGCGGCUUUGGCAAAAUGCAAGGAUAUUUGACAAUGGAAAUCACCUUAGUACUUUUAGUGGUCAUCUGCUUUUCACCAUGUGAGAUGGAAAUUUUCACAUGCAAUCAUGGCAAAAGUAUAUAUAUAUAUAUUUUUUGACACUAAGCUGUUUAUCAAAUCAGCAAACUUACAGAAAUAAUAAACUAAUGAUGACUUAAUGAUUGCUUCAGGGAGAAAUGCAAAAUUAUCUUAAAGUUAUUGUCAUGAGUAAUAGUCAAAGUGCAUAUUUUAUACCUUCAAAGUAAAGUCUUGUAUGCAGUAUUUAUCUAGUAUGUAUAGGUGGAUAAUGAAGCUUUA
Messenger RNA from Notolabrus celidotus (New Zealand spotty), 1204 nucleotides. RefSeq lists its product as uncharacterized. NCBI's taxonomy places the organism in Eukaryota, Metazoa, Chordata, Actinopteri, Labriformes, Labridae. The transcript is spliced from 5 exons. The record is from RefSeq and is a predicted model, not a curated record. The coding region runs from base 109 to 951 and encodes 280 amino acids. Gene Ontology annotation, molecular function: protein binding.